Messenger RNA from Aspergillus pseudotamarii, 1407 nucleotides. Its product is annotated as major facilitator superfamily domain-containing protein. The record is from RefSeq and is a predicted model, not a curated record. Gene Ontology annotation, cellular component: membrane. The coding region runs from base 1 to 1407 and encodes 468 amino acids. NCBI's taxonomy places the organism in Eukaryota, Fungi, Ascomycota, Eurotiomycetes, Eurotiales, Aspergillaceae. Gene Ontology annotation, biological process: transmembrane transport. The transcript has 7 exons. Gene Ontology annotation, molecular function: transmembrane transporter activity.
AUGGUGUUGAUUGCGGUUCAGGAUAGUUCGAAUAGCCUAGAAGGCACGCCCACUUAUGACACCGCGGCUGAAAAGGCUCUGGUAUGGAAGCAAGACCUACGCAUCGUGCCUUUAUCGGCAUUUAUUUAUUUACUAUGCUACCUUGAUCGCUCCAACAUUGGAAAUGCCAAGGUCUUGAACAAGGAUACGGGCAACGAUCUUCUCUCCGAAACACAUAUGAGCAACUAUCAAUAUACGAUUGCGUUGAUGGUCUUUCUCGUGGCAUAUGGUCUGUUUGAGGUACCCUCCAACUAUUUGCUGAAGAAGUUGAGGCCCAGCCGGUGGAUUGCGUUCCUCAUGUUUGCCUGGGGUGGCAUAACAAUGGGUCUGGGUGGCUCUCGCAACUUCGGAGACGUUACAGGUAUUCGAUUCCUGCUCGGAGUCAUUGAGGCCGGGCUAUUCCCUGGACUUGUAUAUUAUCUCACGUUUUGGUAUCGUGUUUCGGAGCGUUCUAUACGUGUGGCACUUAUUCUCGCCUCCGCUACUCUAGCUGGCGCAUUCGGCGGUGCUAUAGCUUAUGGAGUUGGAUAUUUGAACGGAUCCUAUGGCCUAUCGGCCUGGCGCUGGCUUUUCAUAAUCGAAGGAGCUCCGUCGUGCGCGUCAGCGAUCUUGGUUUGGUUUUUUUUACCAGACUAUCCAGAAACAGCAGGCUGGUUGAAUGCUGCGGAGCUCAAUUUGGCAAGACACAGACUCCGAUUGGAAGGCUCUAAGAGCAGUGCGAAAACGAUGAGCUUGGCAGAAGCAAAGACUGUCCUGACCGAUUGGCGAUUGUACGGCCAUUACGCGAUUUAUUUCGGCAUUUCAACCCCGUUCUCGAGUCUUUCACUCUUCACCCCAUCCAUUACUGCCGGAUUGGGGUACGAGAAUCUAGAAGCCCAACUGAUGACUGUGCCGCCUUAUGCUGUUGCAUAUGUAGUAACGGUCGCAGUUUCUUGGUCCGCCGACCACUUCAACGCGCGCGGAAUUCACGCAGCGAUAUUCUCAUGUAUUGGUGCUGUAGGCUUCCUAGCCUCUGCUGUCCUACCUGCAGAUGCAUAUCAGAGUCGGUAUGGAUGCUUAAUAGUGGCGGCUAGUGGCGCAUUUUCGUGCAUUCCUCCCCUACUUGGGUGGUUAUCUUCCAACCUUCAUUCCACCGCUGGGGCUGGACUAGCGAUAGCGCUCAAUAUCUCUUUCGGCGCACCGGGCCAAAUUGUCGGGGUGUGGAUUUACAAGGCUAACGAGGCUACGAGGGGAUACCCCACGGGCCAUUGGACUAACGCUGCUUUACUUCUGUUUGUCUGUGUUUCAUGCGUUGUGUUGCACAUCUAUUAUGUGUUUUUGAAUACAAAGCAACGGAGGAGCGGGCAGACUAAAGCAUAUGUUUAUUGA